ACUAUCUGACAGAGAACAAAAAAAAUUGCAAUUAAAAUAAUAGUAUAACUGUGUCGUUGUCAUGCAAAUUUAAUUUUUAAGUGUGAUCUACAAAAGUGAACAACAUUCCGCGUUUGUGAUAAACUUCAGUGCUUCAAAAUGGUGGGCCAUUCAAACAUGUUUUCGUUUAUCAACAAGCAACAAGAUGGAAAGAAACCAGAAAUCUAUACUACAGUACUUGAAGGCUUAAAAACGAUUUACAGAGAAAAAUUGCUACCAGUGGAACAACUAUACAAUUUUCACGAUUUCCAUUCGCCCCAACUAGAGGACAACGAUUUCGAUUCCAUCCCCAUGAUACUUUUGGUUGGUCAAUAUUCCACUGGCAAAACGACAUUUAUAAAGUUUUUACUGGAAAGGGAGUUCCCAGGCAUGAGGGUAGGACCAGAACCAACAACUGACAGAUUUGUUGCUGUCAUGUAUGAUAAAAAUGAGGGCAUGAUUCCUGGUAAUGCAUUGAUUGUGGAUCCUAAAAGACAAUUUAAACCUUUGGCCAAAUUUGGUAAUUCAUUUCUGAAUCGUUUCCAAUGCUCCUUGGUAAAUUCUCCCGUGCUGAGAAACAUGACUAUCAUCGACACACCUGGUAUAUUAUCUGGUGAGAAGCAACGUAUCGAUCGAGGAUACGAUUUCAUCGGUGUACUGGAAUGGUUUGCGGAAAGAGUUGACAGAAUUAUAUUGCUGUUUGAUGCACAUAAACUAGAUAUUUCCGAUGAGUUCAGGAGAGCAAUAGAAGCACUUAGGGGACACGAUGAUAAAAUUAGGAUUGUCCUAAAUAAAGCUGAUAUGAUAGACAGCAAUCAAUUGUUGAGAGUUUAUGGGGCUAUGAUGUGGUCUUUGGGAAAAGUACUACGAUAUCCAGAAGUAUCGCGGGUUUACAUUGGUUCAUUUUGGGAUCAGCCACUGCAGUUUGAUUGUAACCGCAAGUUAUUUGAAGAAGAGGAACAAAAUCUUUUCAGAGAUUUGCAAUCUUUACCCAGAAAUACUGUGUUGAGAAGACUGAACGACCUAAUAAAACGUGCUAGGAUGGCAAAAGUUCAUGCAUAUAUUAUUUCUGAAUUAAAAAAGGACAUGCCUAUAGUUUUCAGGAAAGACUCUAAAAAAACACAUCUCAUUAAACAUUUAAGUGAUGUUUUUGUUCGAAUUCAACGUCAGUAUAUGUUUCCUGCUGGUGAUUUUCCUGACAUAACAAAAAUGCAGAGCAUUCUUAUUCACCAAGAUUUUAAUAAAUUUCCGACUCUUAAUAAGAAGUUAAUUGACAAUCUUGAUGACACCUUGAACUAUGAUAUAUCCUCUUUAAUGUCGAAAUUCAGCCUGGAACUUGAUGAUUCGCAUAAAAUUGAGGGUGGAGCUUUCGCACGAGUCACAUCGGUAGAAUCACCGUUUGGAUAUAUGCGAGGUGAAGGUGUGGAUGCUGGGUCCGGUGAAACUGAAUGGGUAGUUAGUAAGGAUAAGCUGCAAUAUGAUCAGAAAUUUAUUGAAAUGCAUCCGGUCGAUGGAAAAAUCACUGCCUCAGUUGCCAAGGAGGAGAUGAUUAGGUCGAAGUUACCUAAUUCAGUUUUGAGUAAGAUUUGGAAAUUGUCUGAUAUUGAUAAAGACGAUAUGUUGGACUCGGAGGAAUUCGCAUUGGCCAUGCAUCUCAUCAAGAUAAAAGUUGAAGGAAAUGAUUUACCAGCGGAAUUACCUGCACAUCUAGUGCCUCCAUCGAGAAGAAUUCAAUAAAUGAAAAUUAUAUAUUAUUAAACAGUGUACAAGAGAUUACAUUAUAAAAUUUUUGUAAAGAAUAUUCAAAUAAAUAUACAUAUUUAUAAAUU
This is a messenger RNA of Aethina tumida (small hive beetle), 1847 nucleotides long. RefSeq names its product EH domain-containing protein 1. The record is from RefSeq and is a predicted model, not a curated record. Gene Ontology annotation, molecular function: calcium ion binding; GTP binding; protein binding. Gene Ontology annotation, cellular component: cytoplasm; plasma membrane. The coding region runs from base 139 to 1755 and encodes 538 amino acids. Gene Ontology annotation, biological process: endosomal transport; endocytosis. The transcript is spliced from 6 exons. NCBI's taxonomy places the organism in Eukaryota, Metazoa, Arthropoda, Insecta, Coleoptera, Nitidulidae.